Messenger RNA from Exophiala oligosperma, 2311 nucleotides. RefSeq lists its product as uncharacterized. Gene Ontology annotation, molecular function: FAD binding. The transcript is spliced from 5 exons. The record is from RefSeq and is a predicted model, not a curated record. Lineage: Eukaryota; Fungi; Ascomycota; Eurotiomycetes; Chaetothyriales; Herpotrichiellaceae. Bases 1 to 1857 code for a protein of 618 amino acids.
AUGGCGCGAGUACAAUCUGUGGCAGGGGAGAGCGUGUCUUCGCAGCCUGCAGAAGUUCUAAGCCGUUCCACUGUCCUUAUCAUUGGGGCUGGACCGGUGGGCUUGUGUCUCGCUCGGGUUCUAGCUGAAUAUGAUGUCAAGUCAGUUGUGCUUGAGAGAAAUGGGACGACGACCCGAUGGCCUAAAAUGGAUUUGACCAACUCUCGAUCCAUGGAGCUGUUUCGAAGGUUGGGACUUGCUCAAGAUCUUCGAAGUCAAGGCGUUGCUUCCCACAUAAAGUGUCCCGUCCUUAUUUCGACCGGCUUGCACAUGGAUCAGUGUGUUACAAAAUGGGACCAUCCAAGUGUAGACGAAAAACGAGUCCGCAUCGCACAAAAAAAUGAUGGCACAAUGCCCCUAGAGCCAUAUCAAAGGUUGUCACAGGUUUACUUUGAGAAGUGGCUACGAGGUCUCUGCGAUCAGAACCCCAACGUCGAAGUGCGCUACAACCAAAAAUUUGAAUCCCUUCAGGAAUGUGAUGGUGGGGUGAAAGCAGCAACAACAGACAUCGUCACGGGAGAGAAGAAGACGAUCAACGCCCGUUACGUCGUUGGGUGUGACGGUGCUUCGAGCAGGGUACGACGAGGCCUGGACAUCCCUUUGGAUGGUGGGCCAAUACCGCGUUAUGCACUCCUGGUGCAUUUUAGAUCAAGAGACUUGACCCGUCUUCACAAACAAGGCCAAUUUUGGCACAUCUUUUUCAUUGGCCAGACCGGCUUGGGUGCCGCCAUUGUUGCCCAGAAUGAGGUAGACAUAUGGACGGUCCACCAAUUUCUUCCGCUUGAAAAAGACCCUGAUACAAUUGAUUCGUACGAGUGCGUAUACACUGCUUUGGGCGCUCUUCACGGACGGUAUGAAAUCAAGAUAGAUGAGAUCUUGGUGCGGUCGAUAUUCCGGCCAAAUAUUGCCAUUGCACGCCAGUACUCAAGCAUGAACAGGAAGGUAUAUCUUGCCGGGGAUGCGGCUCACCAAAACAUUCCUACUGGAGGCUAUGGUAUGAACAUGGGAAUAUCGGAUGCUUACGAGCUCGGCUGGAAGCUUGCAACGGUCGUUAACGGCUACGCCCAUCCGGACCUGCUCAGGUCAUACGAAGAAGAGCGUCGCCCUGUAGCCCUUUCAAGCAUCGAACGCUCGGGGGUCCAUAUGAGAGUCCACAAUUCGGUUGCAGAAAUCACGCAGGGAAGACCAGAAAAGUUGGAUGAGAAGUCCGAGGAGGGCACAAGGGCACGACAGCUCGUUUCCGACCACUACCAACUCAACGACGGGGAGAACCGAGAUCUCGGUAUUGAAAUGGGCUACAGAUACAAAUCGUGCGUCAUCGUUCCCGAUUUGGCCCAAGAGCCGCCGUGGAGCCCCAGGGAACUGGUUGCGAGUACAUGGUCCGGGAUUCGAGCACCACAUGUUUUUCUUCGCGAUGGGACCCCCAUAUUCGAUCUUUACGGAAAGUAUUUCACACUUUUUGAAUUCUCAGACGGAACCGAUGUUGGGGCUGGUUACCUUAUUGAAGCAUCAGAGAAGCUGUGGGUACCCAUGAAGCACGUAGUCUUGAAGAACGAAGACCACGCACACCGGAUCUGGGAGAAGCGCUUGGUCCUCGUCCGUGUCGAUGGUCACGUUUCAUGGCGAGCAGAUAAGCUCCAGGACGCUGAGGCGGCCAUUCAAAUCAUUCGGACAAUCUCCGGCAAGAGCACUAGCUACCAGGCGGAAAUGAAAAAUGGAGAUUCACAUGUGGUGCCAGAAGCAUUCACCUCCACAGUUGACAACUCAACACAGCGGGCCGAGUUUCAGAUGGAGAAGAUUGGGGAAUUUCAACAGUAAACCUGGUCUGAUAAAUCUCAAAGGUUACAAGAGUCAGCAAAGGGAGGCUAGAGGCAAACAUGUCUAUCAACUCCGAAAAAUGCUAGGAAUAUGUUGCGACGAGUCAUGACAAAGGUGAGAGGAGUGUGUGUUGGCCAGACUCGAAGCCAACACGCGAGGAAGAUCUUCAUGUUUGCGACCAGAAUGUAUUUGGAAUACCUCAUGCCACUCUCCUUCGAAAGUGUGGGCACAAAAUUAUCGAUAUGUUCAUGUUUGUGCAUUUCUAAAACCAUACUACUUGCACAGAAUGCUCAAGUUCAAAUGAUGUCUUGUGUCGGGAUUUUCGGGGAAUACGGGGUAUGAAAUGUCCGAAGUGGCUGGGAUUCCUGGUGUUAACAUAGAGCUAUGUGGUGGUCUUGUAACCAUGCAGCGAGAAAGCCUCAAUGGUAGAAAAGGCGUCCAAUUUCCUCACUCC